CGCCUCUCUUGCCUCGAGCGCAGUGCGACGUCGCGACGCGCCACGUGCGGUGGCAACACACACCGGGGGAGGUACAACGUACAAAAGUCACUUUCUUCCUUCCCAUCGUGUAUCGUCGCGCUCAACGCCGUUUUCAUCCACACGCGUCUUUAUCGUGCUAUACCGGUCCAGUUCUUGAUAUUCCGAAAAUUUCGUGUCCUAUUACCGCAGGGUUCUGCUAUCGUAGUGUUCACCGAUUAUAUAAGGGGCCAUCGUUCUAAGUAGCUCGGUGAGGGUGUGAGAGCGAGAAAGAGACACAAAGGGAGUGAGGUAAAGAGAGAGAAAGAAAGAGAGAGAGAGAAAGAAAAAGAAGAGAGAGAGGGAGUGAGAAAGAAGGGGAGAGGGAGGACGAAAAGAAGGAACGAGAAAGAGAGGAAAGGAGAGAGGCACGAGUCGAAGGACGGAGCAAUAUCGCACAAAAAAAGGCGAAAGGUAUGGGGAGGGGAGGCGAGUAAAAGAGAGGGCAAGAAGGGGAUCGAGAAGUCGAUGAGAAAGAGAGGAAGACGCGGGUUGCAUUUCGAAUUAGCCUUUGCUAAUCUAGCCGAGUAUUAGGUUACCGGGCCUUGGAUCGUGUUUGUGUGUAAGCGUGCGCGAGUGUGUAUUCGAAAAUAAGAGGACAACCGAGUCGACGAUAUUGCGUAUUUUCGUCGACCUAGAGAAUGUUUAUUAUUCGCGAGGAGGUCGAAAGCUUUGGAAACGCGACAAUAUCUUAACGACGCACAUUACGUUCGGUGUCGCGUCGCGUCGCGCACGCUUGCUUCGCGUUUCGCGAAUCGUCGACACGAUGGAUCCUUGCGAAGCCACUGAUACGAGUGAAAAGAAGAUGCGUUUAUAAUUUUUCUAUCGUGUUUAUGCGUUCUCAAACGUGAAUCGAACGGCGUAUUAAUCGACGAGAACAUCGCGAGUGCUUUUUCGAACGAUCGUCCUCGUGACGUGUGACGUUGCACCAUUUUCGCGCUCAAAAAAACGAACGGACUGCUUGUGACUCUGUGAUUUUGAAUUUUUUCGUUAUCCGAGACUGAUUUCGGUGUGGUUUGGACGUGAAUAAUCGAGCACUCGUCUUGAAAAACUUGUGAAUACAUUGCACGUUGUCGAAACCACCGACGGAAGAUGCCGCCGACCGAUCGUCUUGGGACGUGAGUGAAAAUUUCCAUAUCGACAAAGUGCCGAUCAGCCACGGGUUUAGAGGGUCCACAACAUUUUUACAAUCACGGAGGACAGUAACAACAAUAUGUCUUACCUCGCUCUGGACUCCAACGCCUGGCAGGUAAGUUGUGACCGGAGAACCGCGGUGAACGUUUGGAUAAUAUUUCGGCGGUAGAGCUCAGAAUGACGUUCAGAUGCAUGCCAGCCUUUCAGACUCUCGGAGGCGGCGACUGCGGUGCAUCCUGGGACCGUUUAACUGGUCACGGGGGCAUUUCCUCGCUGGGCGGUGGAAACUCGUCGCCUUAUUCAGGCGCCCAUCACCACGGUCACAGAGGCAAUGGAAACGGAAGCGGGAUGCCCCAUCACGGUGGCGCAUCGUUGCCCACCGCCUCCGACUUUCAACCACCGUACUUUCCACCCCCGUUCCCCUCGCACCACCACGCGCCGGCGAGUCCUCAACAUCCGGGCCUCGGCCAGCCGCAACAUCUCGAUUACCUCGUCGGCGAUCCGUACACGCAGACGCUCAACACGUUGCAUCAACAUCACUAUAAUCACUUGAGCGCCGCUGUCACGGCUGGCCAAAGGAGCGGCGAUCUUAGGAGGGACGCGGAGGGUAUCCAUGUGACGAAUAUGCACGCGUCGUUUCCGUACGACGGUGGACGCAGUAGCGGCGGAGGCGGAGGAGGCGGAGGCGGAGGUGGAGGUGGAGGUGGCGGCGGGCGAGGCGUCGAAUAUGGCGCUGUCCGCCGUCCUGACGCCCUUCUACCACCCCCAGGCCUCGACCAAACCGACCUCGUUCUCCACAGCAGCCUCGUAGACGACCCCCAGGUGAGCGACGAUAACACAAACGUGGACGAUGGAGGGUUCAUGAACGAUCUCCCUCUCCUAAAAAACAUGAAACCAUCGGACAGGAGCGAGAAGGCGAUGCUGACCGGGAACGCGCAGCCUUCGGACGUGUUCUGUUCGGUUCCAGGACGAUUAUCGUUACUAAGCAGCACCAGCAAGUACAAAGUUACGGUAGCCGAGGUACAAAGACGACUAUCGCCACCGGAAUGCUUGAACGCGAGCCUCCUCGGCGGGGUCUUACGGAGAGCGAAAUCCAAAAAUGGCGGACGUCUGCUUAGGGAAAAAUUGGAAAAAAUUGGGCUGAAUUUGCCAGCAGGAAGAAGGAAGGCUGCCAAUGUCACGCUCUUAACAUCCUUAGUGGAAGGAGAAGCCAUUCACCUUGCCAGAGACUUCGGCUACGUGUGCGAAACCGAAUUCCCUGCGAAACAAGUUGCCGAAUACCUCAGUCGGCAGCAUUGCGAACCGCAAGAUUCCUACAGGAGAAAAGAACUUCUUCAUGCCACCAAACAAAUCACCAAAGAGCUGAUGGAUCUUUUGAACCAAGACAGAUCGCCACUUUGCAACACACGACCGCAACACAUCCUCGAUCCAAGCAUACAGAGACACCUAACACAUUUCUCUCUCAUAUCACACGGAUUCGGAAGCCCUGCAAUCGUAGCCGCUCUUACGGCAAUACAGAAGUUCCUAAGCGAAUCCCUGAAUCAUCUGGAGAAGAUGUAUCCAGGCAACGGAAGCGGCGUGACAAGUAGUCAGCAGUCGAGCCUCGACACGAACAAGAGCAAGGACGGCACGUUGAUGAACGACAUGAAGAAGUGACGCCCAGAUGACCCGCCUACCUCCAACGUGGUCACUUCAAUUAGGCACUCCUGGCCGUACAACUGAGCUUUCGCGAGCCUUUUCUUUUUCUCUAUCCUAAUAUCGCGAACAGCUUCUGAUGGACCACUGAGACGACACGUAUGUCCGCGCUCCACCCACGAGCUCCGUUGUAAUAAUCAAAAAAAGAAAAAAAAAAGAAAAAAAAGAAAAAAAGAAAGUGGGGAAAAUAUAUAGAGGAAAAAAUAUAGGGAAGAGGAAGAGAGAUCUGUUCUACCCUCGAGGCCUACGUGCUCGCGGAUAUCCGUGUUCGCUGAGGUUGGCUGGUCGAAAGUGUUCUAGGUAAAUGAAUGACAAAGAAGUCACGAGAAAUGUGCAAUCUCUGUUAGUCGAUUAAAUCGAACGAGAGCCUCGUGGUGAGCCUCGCUCAACAAGCUUCGUCGAGGACAAGAUCGAGAGAGUCGAAACGAUCGGCAAUGGGAUAAUAAACGAAAAGAUAUUACUAUGCUUCAUUCCCUCUUGGAUCGACGACAGUCGGGACACGAUACCUACGUGUAUCGCAGUUUCGAAGAAACUACACGCGAGAUUCUACGGUUACGUUUAUCAACAACGAGAACGUGCUCUCGAUUAAGAGUGACUGUUAUCGGUUUGUUCUUUCCACUGCCUGUUUCAAUUCAGUUUGAGAACGCGCCUGUGCCGAGGAGAAGAAGGAACGUAUCGAUCGAUUCGACGGGAUCUAUACGAUCGUCGUGGCGUGCGAGAGAUCGAAAACUUUUCCAUUCGCGUCUUCCCCCGCUUGCUUUUCUCGUCGUACGUUUUCUAUCACGUGCGAUCGUUUCGAACAAACGAUCCCCCGAAAUGUUUAUACGCGCGUUGCGUAUUACUUGUGAUAGUUCUUUUUUUAGCGAUACCUCCAAACGUUUGUGCAAUCGAUUUUAAAACGGCCGCGGUGAUUUUUACAAAUUUCACGAUAUAAUAAUUGUAUAAUAGGGAAAUAUACGAUAAUAAAUAACGAUGUAAAAUUCGAACGAUGGCUAAGAAAUUGAAGAAAUUAUAACUGUUAUAACGGGAGAAAUACGGAAAGAUAUAUUUCGUAUUCGAAUGCCUUGAUCUUUGUGUCCCCUCUUUGUAACUCGCGAAUCGAUCGAUAAUCGAGAGCGCGCACAGAGGUAACAGCGACGAAAACAGCAGUUCUAACACCAACGUUUUGUUUUCUCUUCGUAUAAUUUUUCGACUAUUUAUAUAUUGCUCAAGCAUCUGCUACUCUUUGCUCAUUACCGAGCGUCCGACAUACGCGCAAUAAAUAUCGAUUACGACGCUGUUACGUAAGCAUUAAUAUUGUCAGCAUAGUGAUAUAUUGCUCUCUAUAUCGCGUACAAUUUAUAAUUUAACGAUUUUACAACGAUUGUAAAUCCGCUUGCGUCUUAUGGACCACACUUCUAUGAUUGAUCGAGUCCAUCACGCGUGGAAUAAUUUAACAUUUAAAUGUGAACACGUAUACAACGAUCGUUCCAUAUUCAUAUUCGUGUUGUGUGUUUUCUCGUAAACAUAAAUAAACAUUAUUUUUUUUCAAAUAUAAAUUUACGAUAUCCAUGAUUUAACAUAAAACUUCUAAUUGUGGACUCGGUCAUGAAAUUAUGUUUUAUAUUAUAUUAUUAUAUCCUUUAAGCUCUCGUUAGAAUAUCUGCGAAUCAAUUAUCCAUCGAGAAUGUAGAAGAGCAUACGCUCGAUCUCGAUCGCGUCGUGCGAGAUUAAAAAAAAAAAGGUGUCACAACGAACAAAAAGAAAGAAAAAAAAGUGAGAAUUCACACGUGCAACAGCCGUCCGAGGCUAAGAAAAAAAAAGUAUUAAUUUAGAAUCUUUAUCUAUUAAAUAGCCGAGCAAGUUUUAUUUAAAUCAAAAUAACGAAGGACGAUGAACGAUCAUUCCAAUAAUCGUUUGUUCAUCGCAAUGACCGAUUGUUAUAUUCAGAUUCAUCACGACGACACCGAGUUUUCGAACGAUUCCGUGGUAGCGAAUUAGGAAUUUACGAUACGAUAAUAGUUUUCCAUAUGCUCGAAUUUCGAUCGAGUUCGAUUCACGAUUCAUUCCACGUAAAGAUUUUCUUCUCGAAUAGCUGGAAUAGUUGAUGACACAUGACCGUGCGAAUUACGCUCUCCAAGCACUUUCUAUUAGCGAUUCGAUCAGUUGAACGAUGAUUUCAAUCGAGAAUCUUUUAUGAUCACCGUUAUGCUUAAAGUCGCAAUUCUCGGACAAUAUUUCGAUGCUUUGUUAUUACGCUCGAUUGAUCCAUUUCGUGUAAUGUAAUGUUUCAUAGAUUUGUAGCAUAAAUUCAAUAUAAUAUCACGGUAUGACCGGAUAGAUCGAAUAAACGAGUGACAUAUAUAAUUUCGUAAAUCGUUAUUGAACAACGACAUCGAUUGAGUUAUGUUCGUUUGUGCCAAUUGCCUCAUUAAUGCAAUUACAUGGAUUCAUCUAAUUGUUAAUCUAAAAAAUUUAACCCUCGAAAGCGAAUUUAACAAAUGGGUAAUUUUUAAUUGCAUAUUUUGCUCCUUGUUACUAUUUCUCUAAAAAUUCUGUUCACAUACAGCGUGUGUGCGAUCAUCGGUGUCGACAAAUUGAGAAAAAGAGAGAGAGAGAAAAAAAAAAGGAAAAAGAAGACAAAAACUCUAAGGAUCAUUUUAAUCGUGCCAAUACGAAAGUUGCCAUUUGAGAUGUGCCAAUUAACGAUAUCGAGUUUAGAAAUGUAAGAUCUAUCGACGAUUAGAAGCGAGUAGCCGAAAAUAUCUAAAUCGAACGAACAUCGUUCGAAUUUUAGAAGAAAAUAAGUUUCGAACUUUUAUUUCGUGAGAAUCACGAAAGAAAGUAUCGUGAGAGAAGAAAACGAUCUCGAUCAAUGGUAUCGAGGUUACUCGAAAAGUUUCGUGUAAGGAGGGGAAAAGAUAGGAAGAAACGCAGAGUGGAAUACACGAGAAAUUGCGUUGAAGUACAAUACCAGGUGAACCUGAGACAUAUCUAACUUUGUAAUUAAAUCUUAGGCGUAUGUAAAUGUAAGAUUAAGAAACCUGAUCGAACGUCUCGCGUUCCGGGAUAUUAUGUACAGAGUAUUUGAAUCUUUCUUGUGAUAUAAUCGUAAUAUUACUAAGGCAUAAACCGAACAAGACAAGAACGAAAGGAGGGAAAAAAAAAAAAAAAAAACACUAAAAUUACUAUUAUCAUUCCAUGUUUUUUCAUAGGUACUAGCGCGGUUGUAGAUGGCGCCACACACCAGACUUUUCGUUUACCGGAGACGCGCACCAUCGAACUUUAUUCGAAGCAACCAAACGCUAGUUACGAAUAGUUAUCAGACUUUUAUCGCAUCGACAAAUUUUAUUUCCAACGACGAACACGUCAUUUUUUCCCCUUACGACGUUGCGUACUACUUUGACCGCAAUUUUCUUCAAUGAAAAAAAAAAAAUUAAGAAGCAGAAAAAAAGAAGUUAUGGAAAAUAGGAAAACAUUUUUCCUUGAAUAUCGAGACCAACGCCGUGAGUUUAGUUAGAAAAUGAAAGUGAAAAGAGACGGUAAAAAGUUAGAGAAAAAAGACAGAGAAAAAUCCUUGAAUCCCCUUAUUUUCAUUCACGAAUACUUAGGCGACUUGUUAGAACGUAAGGUCCCGUAAAUUAAUACUUAUUUAUAAUCCUUAGAGCGACCGUAGAAAAACGUUUUUCUACCAGAAUUUCUGUGCCAACUGCAAAGAAUGUUGUAGACCAUUUUUGUUCGAAGUUGAAGCAUCAUUCUAAUCUUGUAAGAUACUCAGAUAUAUCUUUAUUAAAUAUAUUUGAAUUUCGUAGUAUAUUAUAUUCUGAUAUUGAUUAUACAGUUCAUUUUUGUAUAUUGGUGUGUGAUAAAUAAAUAAGAAUAUUGUUUCUAAGCAA
This is a messenger RNA of Apis cerana (Asiatic honeybee), 6761 nucleotides long. It is a transcript of the gene TfAP-2, whose product is annotated as transcription factor AP-2. Gene Ontology annotation, cellular component: nucleus. The record is from RefSeq and is a predicted model, not a curated record. NCBI's taxonomy places the organism in Eukaryota, Metazoa, Arthropoda, Insecta, Hymenoptera, Apidae. Gene Ontology annotation, biological process: regulation of cell population proliferation; anatomical structure development; regulation of transcription by RNA polymerase II. Gene Ontology annotation, molecular function: RNA polymerase II transcription regulatory region sequence-specific DNA binding; DNA-binding transcription factor activity, RNA polymerase II-specific.